Molecule: messenger RNA, 6428 nt
Organism: Cylas formicarius (sweet potato weevil)
Lineage: Eukaryota; Metazoa; Arthropoda; Insecta; Coleoptera; Brentidae
Gene: HnRNP-K
Product: heterogeneous nuclear ribonucleoprotein K
Exons: 11
Coding region: 4122-5345 (407 amino acids)
Biological process (GO): regulation of mRNA splicing, via spliceosome; regulation of transcription by RNA polymerase II
Cellular component (GO): cytoplasm; nucleus
Molecular function (GO): mRNA binding
Source: RefSeq, a predicted model, not a curated record
ACAAGAGCGGAGAGUGUUUAAUAAACGAGUGACUUAAAAAGUUUACCGAACGUGUUGCAUACUAUGCUAUUUCUACGACCGUUAGUUUUUGGGUACAUUUCUGGAAAAAAAAACACGAAUACAUUCACUGACAGGACUGUCAGAAUUGACAAGCGUCAAACUUCAAAACGUGCGAAAUGUCUCCGAAAACAUUCGAUUGCUUCCAAAACGGUGCGGUAAUAUCCCGAAAAUGUUCGAAGUGGCUCGAAUCCGUGGGAAACGAAACUGACGUGGUAAAGUGACGCUUCCCGAACGCUACAUCGGUGUAUAAUUAGGUAUUUUACAGACGGGAGUAGAAAAACUUUUUAACUCAUUCGUUUAAUAAAAAGUCGCUCCGCUCGUGUCAAAUAAACUCGUGAGUCGAAUGCCGUUUACCGCACUUGUUGCAUACUAUACUUUUUCUAUUUUCGCAAAACAACACGAAUACAUUCACUGACAUGACCCUCAGAAUUGACAAACGUCAAAAUUUAAAGCGUAGGAACCAUCUCCGAAAACAUCUGAUUGCUCCCAAAUCCGUGCGGUAAGCGAAAGUGACACUUCCCGCACGCUAGAUCGGUGGGUAAUUAGGUAUUUUACAGACGGGAGCAGAAAAAAAUAUUUCACACUGUAUAUCAAAAAUUGCGGACCUAGACUGAUAUAAAACAUUUUUCUUAAAAUCAUUCAAGGAAUUGCAUCCUUAAGGAUCAUCAUUUUAUUAUGAAUUACCCCGUAUAAUCAUAGCUGUAUUAUAGUGAAAUAUUAAGUUCGUCUCUCCUUUUUGCAAAUGGUAUUUGCGCAAUGGAUAAAAUCUGUUCAAGUUUGUUAACUAUUUGAGCCAAACUUCACCAAUGAUGAGCUUCACUUAAGAUUUAAACUUUAUCGAGUCACACACCAUUUAGUUUACUUAAACAAUACGUUAAUUAGUUUUUAAACUGUCAGAUUUUGAACUGCAGACGUAGGGAUUGUUCACCAUCAUCCACAUGUCGUUUUGAGAAAUUUGUCUGUGUUAAUCGGUAGUCCGGGUAAGUAAAAAAUGUUUUGAAAUAAAACUAUCAAUGAAACAAAGCUGGAACCUCCGGCAAUAAAAGCAUAAACACCUUUUUGAGUUAAUGACUGGUUGUUGCGGUGUGAUACGUCUCAUAUGAUAGUGUCGUGAGAGUUAUGAAAUAGUGCUAAAGAUGACCUUAAGAAAUUUCUCAUUUUUUAAAAUAAAAAAUUCGUUUUUUCUAGAUAAAUUUUCUUUUUAAUAAUAAAUUAAUAAUGGAGUCUCACUUAUGCAUCAUUUUCUAAUUGUAAUAUCUCCUUUCAUAAGUACAAAAUAUAAUAGCAAUUUUUCUCGGACACCCUGUAUUUAGGAACAUUCAAACCAGGUAUUGUCUGUUCAUAGAUAUAAGAAAGUGACCAAUUGCUUUUGAAUUUACAUACAAUGCAACAAGAUUAUUACCAAAAGUUUCGGAAUUUAAAUUCAGGUAAAAUUGUGGUCCGUAAUAGAAAAUAAUUUUAUACCUACCUACAAAAGGAAUACGUCUGUAAUAAUUAUGCAAAAAAUCUAGGGAAUACAGUUUACCACUGUACAUUUAAUUCCAUUGAAUAUGUUUGGCACCAACUGAUAUCUGCCAUUCGUCGUAACAAUGUUUUUCCCCGUGUUAACUCCAAUGUCCUCAAACUUAUAGAAACCGAUGUUUUUAACAUCCCUCCACAAAGUUGGGCAAAUUCUGUUAAACAUAUAGAAAAAGCAGAACAAUCGUAUAUCCAUAUCGCAAAUAAUACAGAACAAAUAAUAGUUAGAACAGGCGAUGAUAGUGAUAGCGAUACUGAUAUAUUAUGUGAGUAAUUUUAAGUAAUUUAAGUAGGUAACAAAAAUAAUUUGUAAUUUUAUUUUAGAUUUAAACAUAAAUACAUAAAUAAAUAAAUAAAUAUUGUUUAGUAUCAUUCCUAACAAAACCCCAAAUAAUUAAAUUCUAAGCAAAGUACGGACCUGUUCGGCCAUAUUUCCUUCUUACAGCUUGCCCGGGUCUUUCCUUAAUUCGUAACAGUUAGUCACUUUCUUAUAUCUAUGAACAGACGUUACAAUUAGGUUUUAAGUAAUCUCCAAUAACAAGCCGCCAUCAGCGUCUUUUUCGAAAAAAUGCCUAAUAACUGGUUUUGAAGAAAAAAAGGUGUCCAGUACGUUGACUGCGCAUUUUGAAUACCUACUUAACAAAAAAUAAUUAACAAAAUCAAUCAAAAAUUAAGAUUUUACUAGAGUAGACCCACAAAAUUUCCAAUUGUAAAGUAAGUUACAGCAAUUUUUCGAAAAUGCACAUUUUAGAAAAACGCUCUAUAACUCUAAAACCGUAGCAGAUAUCCAUAUUUUGUUCUUUUAUUUAAAUUGAGCUCCAGACACCGACAUCAGUAUUCAUCUAUUUCCUUUCGAAAGGGGAUUUUCGCUUUAAAACCCACUCUUUCAAUGUUUAUAGAAACGAAAAUAAAAUCCAAUCCAAUCCUAUAUAUCGUAAUCCCCACCAGUUUUCUUUAGUUCGUCCAGGCAUGGCAGAAUAUUAGUUUUUUCUACUUUGUUUUAUAUUAACAUUAUGCAAGAAAUGAGCUGGUAUUUCGGAUAAUUCUAUCGUUAGAACGCCAUGUAGAUAACGUAAAUGGUGAUAAUUUUUUGCAAAAAAAACGUAUUAAGAAUUUUCAUUGACAAGCGCUUUUACAUUUGAAAAAUUUAACAUCAAAAACAGAAACAGAACCCGGACUCCGUGGAGAAUAAAACAAAUAAAACUAGAAAACUCUCUGAGGUUAGUGUUUUGUUUUUCGAAAUCCUCUCGGAAGUCGUAACAUCGAAAAAUUUGUAGAAGAGUUUCAAUGGAAAAAAAAUGGAAAACAGAAGAAAAUGUUACCCGCUUCAUGGAAAUGAUUUUUUUUUCAGGAAAAAAGAAUUAGAAAAAACAAACAAAACAUAAAAUUAAUUGUCCCUUUAGUAGAAUACCAGCAUGAUCUUCAACUGCAAAUGUCCGUGGACCUUAAUUAAAUUCAACUAGAAACAUCAAAAAAGUGUUAUUACAAUUACAACAGAUAAUAAAUACCAUUAACUGGGGAUUACCCAAAAUAUUUAAAUUAAUCAGAAAAGUUAAAUUGAACACCACUAUAACAUUAAACAGGGACAUGCAUCAUGUAGUAUCGUCUUUAUAUAAACUUAAUUAAAUUAAAAGAUAGUUAGAACAUAUACUAUUCAUAUUUAACAAUUGCAGAUUGUUUGCUUGAAAGAUAAGUUUCUCAGAAAACUAAGUUUAGGUUGUAAAUUUGUAUUACAUAAUUAUGUAAUUAUUAUUCCACUUUGGAUAUAGGGACGUUAUACAUUACAUUCCUUUUGGUAGUCGGCCUAAACUGACCCCUUUUGUUUAGUCUUUGGUCAAGGCUAAGAGUCACUGGUAAAGGGUGUCCCACACUUCGUUCAAUUCGUGCGAUUUGUUAGAUAAAGACCAGUGACCAAAAAAAAAAAAACAAAAAGACCGAACUCGGAUUACACGGUUAUUUUUUCCACACAUUUCGAGCAAUACACUGUAUUCAUCUGAAUAAAUCGCGAAACGUGUCUUCGAAUAUGCAUCCUAGCAGCACGACGAUAUUAUAAUAAAGCUCGACAGACACGACGCAAUUUCUACAUGUAUUUCUGCGCGAACUGCAUUAUUUUGGUGGAAUUUUGGUUUUAAAUGUUGUUUUUUUAAUUUUAAACAAUAAACGAUACAAGAGGAAACAAGAAAAACCCACCAAGUUGUGUAAGGAUUACAUUUUGAAUAUUGGCAUAAUUAUUUACGAGAGAAGGAACGAAUCGUUUUAGCGUUAGAAAUUUAGACUGCCAUCUUAAAGUUAUUAUUUACCGUGCGUUUGGUUCUGUGGUCCUCUUAGGUCGAUUACGAUUCGGCGGUAUCGGCGGUAUUCUGUGAUUCGGCGUCGUCGAUUUUAUUCGUGGCCAUUUUCAUAAAAUUUUAGUUUGCUAUCAAUUUGCGUAUUAAGCGGAUUCGUUUUCGAGGGAAUUAAACAGAGUGUCAGAAUAUUUGGAUUUAGCACCCCAACGCAAGAGAAUAUUUUAUUUUUAUACUCACUUAGCAGGUAGUUUAGCCAUGAAGCGAGGAGCUGAUGGUGACAUGGGAUCCCCACAAAAGCGUUCCCGAAGAGGUGAUGAGGAAGUCCGCUUACUAAUUCCAAGCAAGGUUGCUGGAUCAAUCAUUGGCAAAGGCGGGCAAAACAUCACCAAAUUGAGAAGUCAGUACAAAGCUUCAAUAACUGUCCCUGAUUGCCCGGGCCCUGAACGGCUGCUUACACUUUCUUCGGAUUUGGAUAGUGUGUGCAAUAUUAUUAGAGAUGUGAUGCCCAAUUUAGAAGAGAACGGCGCUACAGCUGGAAACGGAAAUGACCUUGACGUCCGUAUGAUGAUCCACCAGAGUCAAGCGGGAUGUGUUAUUGGGAAAGGAGGACAGAAGAUUAAAGAAAUUAGAGAGAAAAUUGGGGCUCGUAUCAAAAUUUUUUCCAAUGUUGCUCCCCAGAGCACUGAUCGUGUGAUUCAAAUUAUUGGUGAGGCUGCAAAGUGUGUCGAAACUGUUCGAGAAGUUCUUACUCUUAUUAAAUCUAACCCCAUAAAAGGUGCUGUCAAUCCUUACGACCCUCAUAAUUUUGAUGAUGUGUAUCCAGAGGAGUAUGGUGGCUGGGGUAACCAUAAUAUUGAGGGUGGUCGUGGCAGCAGCGGGGGCGGCGGUGGUAGCUUUAGAGGCGGUAGGGGGGGAUCUGCCGGGCCAAGAGGGGGUGGUGGACAUUCCCUUCCUCCGCCACGUGGUGGAAUAAGAGAUGGUGGUGGACGAUUUGGGAGUAGAGGUGGAGGUUUUGGAAACAGAAAUAGUAAUUUUGACAGACCAUCUGGUGGUGGUCGUUCAUUUGGAGAUGCCCCUUUUGGAAAUCGUAAUCGUCCCCCGCCAUUCGGAGAUAGGAACGGGUGGAGCAGCAGUUCCGCAUCUUUUAACAAUCCGCCAGCGCCACUAACUUCUUCUAUACAGUCAGGACCACCUUCAGGAUCUGGUUCUAUUGGUUUAGGCGUAACCAGUUCAACUGGCGGCAAGAAUUCGACACAAGUCACUAUUCCCAAAGAUCUUGCAGGAGCUAUAAUUGGGAAAGGUGGCGGUAGAAUUAGAAAAAUAAGGCAAGACUCUGGUGCCGGUAUUACAAUAGACGAACCCCUUCCAGGCUCAAAUGACCGAAUCAUAACUAUAACAGGCUCUCCAAAUGAGAUUCAAAUGGCACAAUAUCUGCUACAACAAAGUGUCCAUAACAACUCAGAGAGAAACAACUUCUAGACAACGCCCCAGAAUUGGAAAUCUCAUGCCCAUAAUAAAUGUUAUAAAUGUAAAUUCAGUGACAAAAUUAUAUAGACAAAUGUUACUUGCCUAUCAAGAAAUUUAUUAUAAGUGGAUGGGGUAUUUCAGAUCAUUUUUGUUGUUGUCUUUUAGUUUAUAUUUAUAUUAGAAGAUGUAAAGUUUCCAUUCAUCUUUCAUCAUGCUUUUAUUCUGACUCUCCAACCAAACUAAAAUUUGUUGUUUGGUUAUUUUUUCACCAUUUUCAAGUUAGUGAUUGGAUAAUUGUCAGGAUGUACAUAGUCCGUAUAUUUGCAUGUGAUUCAUGCUUGCUCUAAUAUAUGUAUUUGUCUAUAUAUUUUUGGUUUAUAAAAAUAUAAAACAUUCCAACAUUUUUUAUUUUUACUAUUGUAUGGGUGUUAUUUUUGAUUUAUAUAUAAUCAGUAUUCUGUGCAUUCAAAUAUGUUAUAUAAUAAAGAUUUUUUUAAGUACAAGCCCUAGUUCCUACAGAUACGUGUUCUUUUUGGAUUUCUCCAAAUUAGAAUAUACCAAAUUUCAGCAACUAACAAUUGUAAAGAUAAAAAUUCAAACUUAAAAAUAAUUUCCAGCAAUUAUCCUUGAAUUUGCGCUUUAUCGGCACCUAUAACCAUUCGACCAUUAACAUAGGAGAAAUCCAAGGGAAUUUUAUGUAUUAAGAUAUGGACAGGUUCAAAUACAAAAUGCAUAUUUUGUUUCGCUUAAGUGGUUAUUCUACAUUUCAAACUUUUGCAGAUACAGAUUACAUUGUUCAUUCGUAUAUUUAAAUUUAAUAGUUAGAUAUCAGUGUUUCCUGAUCAUUUGGAUGUUCGGUGUCUGUUAAGUACAUACCUGUUAAGAAAAAAUCUAAAAAGUUGUGUACCAAAGCUUAAGUAGUAGGGUCUUUUAAAACUUUUAGGUUAUUUAAGGUUAUUUCUUAAAUAAAGGGAACAAACAAGUACAAAAUUAUUUUAUAUAAUGAUGUAUAAAACCCCCUGACUAAAUUAAAAAUUCCCUGUUAUCUUUGGUGUUUUCCACUUGAUUGGAAUGAUAAAGGAAUGAAAUAUUCAA